AUGUCACCGAUCGAUAGUGACGGAUUAUCCGUCACUUACGCCUCUGGUCGGACUGGGCACCCGGACCUAAGAUUAAUUCACUUCAACGAUGUCUAUCAUAUUCAACCCGGUCCUGUAGAGCCGAUUGGCGGGAUUGCUCGCUUCCAAUCGGUUGUCAAUUACUAUCGAUCCCAUCCACAAUUCUCCAACCAGUCCGACGUUCUGACACUCUUUUCGGGUGAUGCUUUCAGCCCGAGUGCUGAAAGUUCAAUUUCCAAAGGCGAACAUAUGGUGCCGAUUCUGAACGCCAUUGGUACUGCUGUAGCGUGCGUGGGUAAUCAUGACCUUGAUUUUGGCGCUGCCCGAUUCAAGUACCUGGCUAGCCAAUGUAGCUUUCCUUGGCUUCUAGCAAACAUCGUCAGUCCAGCUCCGGGGGGCGAUAGCCUAAUCUCAGGAUUUCAGAAGAGCUGUGUCUUGACAGCGUCAAACGGGCUCAAGAUUGGCGUGCUAGGCCUCGGUGAGGAGGAAUGGAUUCGCACGAUCGAUGAUUUCGGGCCAGAUUUGAUCUGUGAAGCACCGUCAAGAACAGUCAAAAGGCUUGCCAAAGAGCUACGAGAACAAGGUGCAGAGCUCGUUGUUGCUCUAACGCAUCAACGCGAACAUAAUGACUUCGAACUAGCGAACAAUCUUCCCUCUAACCUUGUCGAUAUCAUUCUUGGCGGCCACGAUCACCUCUAUGCGCAUACAUUAAUUAAUGGAAUCCAUAUCCUACGGUCGGGAAGCGACUUCAAACAGUUCAGUUACAUUGAAGGAUUCCGAGACAGAGACACUAUUUCAGGAUGGCAUUUCAACAUUUUACGGAGAGAUAUUGUUAGCUCAAUUCCUGAAGAUCCUGAUACACUACAAAUAGCUGCCAGACUCACUUCUGGUCUCGACCUUGGCUUUGAUAAGCCGAUAUUGUUUACAUCUAAUCCUCUUGAUGGCCGUUUCUCGACCGUGCGACAGCGUGAGUCGAGCCUAGGAAAUUUCAUUUGCGACUUGCUGCGCUUCUACUAUGACACUGAUUGUGCCCUCUUGUCUGGUGGGACAAUCCGCGGUGACCAAAUAUACCCGCCAGGGGUGGUGAAGCUGAGAGACAUGCUGAGUUGUUUUCCGUUCCCAGACCCAGUGACAGUAUUACGCAUUCGUGGCCACGCCUUACUUGCGGCUUUGGAGAAUGGUGUAUCGAACGUCUGCUACGGUGUCAGGCUGGGGGGACCGCCAGGUUCGAGAAUCACGUUUCUGCGAGUCGGAGGCAACCCUAUUGAAUCAGAGCGUACUUACACUGUCGCUACCGCUGGGUAUAUGUCGCGAGGGAAGGAUGGGUUCUCUUCUCUACAUAUUGACCGCCCUGACGUGGAAGAACUUGUGGGGGAAGAUAGUGGUGCACAAAUUGUUAAAAUCUUGCGAGCUUAUUCCCUAGGUUUGAAAGUACUCGGAGCCUGGAAUUGUCGAUACGAUAAAACUGAAGGUGGUUUGCCAGAGCCGCCUUUUCCCAAUACGUCUCCAGAAAGCGACAAGGCGAAUAACCUUGGAAAGACGACUGGCUUGCAGAUCCAUCCUAAACGAGAGGGCUCCAACCCCGAUGAUGACCCUCUUGUCCCAAAUUCAUGUAUACAUGCCAUCACC
This is a messenger RNA of Penicillium subrubescens, 1647 nucleotides long. Its product is annotated as bifunctional metallophosphatase/5'-nucleotidase. Gene Ontology annotation, molecular function: hydrolase activity. The annotation marks the transcript as partial. Lineage: Eukaryota; Fungi; Ascomycota; Eurotiomycetes; Eurotiales; Aspergillaceae. The record is from RefSeq and is a predicted model, not a curated record. The transcript has 5 exons. Gene Ontology annotation, biological process: nucleotide catabolic process.